AUGAAAGGUGCUUGGUUUUCCUGGAUAGCAGGAUUAUUCCUAUUUUACAACGUGUCUUUGGCUGCACAAUAUGUACCACCUGCAACUUGGGAAAACGUUGAUUACAAGAGAACGGUAGAUGUAUCAAAUGCUUACAUUUCUGAGACAAUUGAAAUAACCGUCAAAAAUAUAGCUAAUGAACCGGCAACUGAGUACUUUGCUGUUUUUGAAAGUGAUAUUUUCAAUAAGAUUUCCUUUUUCUCUGCUUAUUUGAGCGACAAGGCCUUUUUCUUGAAUAGUCAGCUGUUUGUCAAUUCUACUACGGAAAACAGCGACGAAGAGAGUAAUGAUACUAGAUACGGGAUUAUUGAAUUUCCAAACGCGAUUCCUCCUCAGGAGGAAAUUUCCUUUGUGAUCAAGAAUUUUUACAAUACCGUUGGUGUUCCUUAUCCCGAGCAUAUUGGAAUGUCGGAAGAACAGCAUUUACUAUGGGAAACAAACAGAUUGCCACUUUCUGCGUAUAAUACCAAGAAGGGUUCUUUAAAAAUUAUCGGUAGUUCUUCGUUCGAAGAAUUCCGUCCUCCAAAUGACGAGAGUUUAAUAGGGAAAACUACCGGCAAGGUUUUCGAGUUUGGACCUUGGGAAAAUAUUCCCAAACUCUCUAACAAAGAAAGGUUGGCGGUCGUUUAUUCUCAUAACGCACCAUUAAAUGAAGUCACUAAUUUGAAAAGAGAUGUUUGGCUUUCCCACUGGGCUUCUACCAUCCAAUUUGAAGAAUACUACGAAUUAACUAACAAAGCUGCAAAGUUAACUAAAGGAUUUUCAAGAUUGGAAUUGAUGAAGCAAAUCCAAAAUCAAAACAUCAGAGAAACUCACUUUGUUACCGUCUUAGACAUGUUACUACCUAAUGAUGCUACUGAUCAUUAUUUUACUGAUUUGGUUGGGCUUGUUUCCACCUCACAUGCAGAACGUGACCAUUUUUUUAUAAGACCAAGAUUCCCCUUGUUUGGAGGCUGGAACUAUAAUUUCACAGUUGGCUGGACUAACCCAUUGUCCGAUUUCUUACAUAUAUCUGCUGACUCAAGUGAGAAAUAUGUUGCUUCUAUCCCAUUGCUCAAUGGCCCAUUGGACACUGUAUAUGACAAUGUUGAAUUAUCAAUAUUUCUUCCAGAAGGUGCAAAAAUUGUCGAUAUCGAUUCUCCUGUCCCCUUUACAAAGGUUUCUGUAGAAACGCAAAAAUCAUAUUUUGACCUAAAUAAGGGCCAUGUUAAGCUGACUUUCCAAUACAGGAAUUUGAUUACGCAAGUUGCCAACGGUCAAGUUUUGAUUAAAUAUGAUUACUCAAAGAAUUCGUUUUUCAAAAAGCCUCUAUCCAUUGCUUGCUACAUUUUUGCGGCAUUGAUGGGGUUCUUCUUUUUAAAAACGUUGAAUCUAAGUUUAACAAACUAA
Molecule: messenger RNA, 1428 nt
Organism: Saccharomyces eubayanus
Lineage: Eukaryota; Fungi; Ascomycota; Saccharomycetes; Saccharomycetales; Saccharomycetaceae
Gene: OST1
Product: dolichyl-diphosphooligosaccharide--protein glycotransferase subunit OST1
Exons: 1
Coding region: 1-1428 (475 amino acids)
Cellular component (GO): membrane; oligosaccharyltransferase complex
Source: RefSeq, a predicted model, not a curated record